UCGCAAUACACCUUCGACCAGCACUUUAUGUUAUAUCGUCCUUGUUCUUCUUUCCCUUGCUCCUGCGGGUGGUUUUUUUCACCUUUCUUGGGUGCCAGCGGCCUUACCUUAUCUGGCCAACUAUUUUGCCACAACUAGUGUUUGAGCUCUAACUUUCUUUUGAUAACUCGUGGCAGUUGAGUUGAAAUGAAAGAGACACGGAGUGGGUGAGCUGGAUUUCUUAGCCGCAUAAGCUUUUUAUCUAUAUCUUUUCCUUACGCAUGGACAACAGUGGAGAUUUUGGGCCCACUGAUACUGCAACAUCAAGACCAAUGAGGAGAAGGAGAAGCAAUUUGAUCCACCGUCCUCUGAAUGAAUCGGAGGUCCAUCAAGAGUAUCGUGAUUCUAUUUCGCUUUCCUCAACCCCAUCUGAUCAUGUUAGUGAAGAAGGCAACAACAUCCUUAACCAAACUGUAAAUUGGCAAAAAGAACCUGGUUCCACUUUGUCCAUCUCCAUGCCAUCAUAUGCUAACCUUGCUGGAACUGAUACUGUGCAGCAACUUUAUGAUGAACGUGAUGUGAUAGAGGAAACCAUUGACUUUAAAAGAUCUGUUGAGGAUAAUAACGCUAAAGCAGAUAACUGGACGAUGAACAAAAAUAAAAUGAAUGUGUUAGAUCUCAAUCCACCCGUAACAUCAUCGGGUGGAACUGGAACUGGGAAAAAAUUCAGUACGGUUAAACUCAAGGUUGGAGGUGUGACUCAUACAAUCCAAAACAUUUCCGAUUCUAAUGGUUCUUCAGUAUGUGUAACGUCUACUACAAAGUCAACUGCACCAGAUGCCACUAAUCCUCAACAAAAGCUGAGUAGUGAGUUGGAUCAGAAAGUUAGCCUACGUGGUCUGCCGUGGAAGGAUUUUUCGAGAACUGGCUUCAGCUUUAGAAAGAUGGGUUCCUUAGGAGUUGAUGUGAUCGAGGACUCUGUCAAGCUAGCUAAGAAACACAGUCGGCCAUCUAUAAGCAAGUCAAACAAAUUUUUGACUGACGAAUUAUAUGACGAAGAAGAAGAUGAUGAGAUUCGGUACCUUAAAAAGCUCAAAGCCACCAGAAGCGUAUCCUAUGAUAGUGCAGAAUAUGAAGAAGAAAACAGAGGCAAGAAACUGCGAAAGAUAUCCAAGGUAAUGGAGAGACAUAUUCCCGACAUUGACUCAGUCAAAGGGCGAAAGAGUUUGAGGCCAGUUAGAGCAUCUGAAGAUUAUGACUAUGUGGAAGAGGAUGAAUUAGUAUCUGAUGGCGAAACCGAAAACAAGAACAAGAAACAGAGAAAGGAGCAGAUUGGAGUUGUUGAAUAUUCCAAUAAAAGUUCAAUCACCACCCGCCGGAAGGCAAUUCUGACAAGUCGAGACAUGUCACUUGGUGUACAUUUUAGUUCGAUCCAGUUUCCAGAUGGAUUACCACCAGUUCCACCAAGAAAGCCGAAAGAGCAAGUCUCUGAAGUGGAGCAGCAACUGAAAAGAGCUGAGGCUGCCCAAAGGCGUAGGAUUCAGAAUGAGAAAGCUGCUCGUGAGUCUGAGGCUGAGGCAAUUAGAAAAAUCUUGGGUCAAGAUUCCAGCAGGAAAAGACGCGAGGAGAAAAUAAAGAGACGGCAGGAGGAACUAGCCCAGAGGACUGCCAAUGAUAGUGCAGUUGCAACCAACGCUGUUAGAUGGGUCAUGGGGCCUUCAGGGACAGUUGUCACAUUCCCUGAUGAGAUUGGCCUCCCGAGUAUAUUUGAACCCAAGCUUUGCAGCUAUCCUCCUCCUAGAGAAAAAUGUGCCGGUCCCACAUGUACGAAUGUAUACAAGUACAGGGAUUCAAAGUCAAACCUUCCUCUAUGCAGCCUCGGAUGCUACAAGGCUAUAAAUGACAAGGCACAACCUCUGCCUACUUGUUAAGUCAUUGCAUAGCGGUUACUUCUCUAACUGGUUUUCAGGACAAUCAACCUGUUAUUACAUUCUAGGAUAUUUUCCCACUGAAGAAAUGCGUGUGUAUAUUAUGUAUGGUUUUGUGACGGCUUCUGUUUAUAGUUGCUUGUUGUGACUUUUGAAGAAAUGUAAACUGGAGCAAAGAGCAUAUUACACGAAGAGAGACCUGAUUUUCAAAAAUUGAUUUUCUGAAGACUGAAAUAGCAUAAUAGUCA
Messenger RNA from Striga asiatica, 2155 nucleotides. Lineage: Eukaryota; Viridiplantae; Streptophyta; Magnoliopsida; Lamiales; Orobanchaceae. The record is from the annotation of a GenBank genome assembly.